CCUGUCCGGAGCGGAGCCGGCGCGGGCGCAGGACGCCAGCGAGCCCGGAGCCCAAGCCGGAGCCACACGGCGCAGCAGCUCAAGCUCCUGUUCGCCAGUGGUCCUAAGAGGCAGAUGCAGCAGUCCCUGACCCCCAUCACAUGGGUGGGAGCCUCCACCAGCUAUGGAGAAGGAUGUGGCCACAACUCCACAUGAUCACUCCCGAAUAAAACCAAAGCCACCUCCAGACACAUGCUCCAGUGCCUCAGUCUCUAUGCAAAACCUGGAGAGUAGAGACCUGCUCCAGUCGCUGGAGGAAGCUGGCUCAGCAGGGGGUGAUUUGAGGACUGGAAUCUGAACGAGGAGCUUUCUCCUUUUGCUCUUCUUCAUUCAUACUCAUGCCCGAUAUCUCCCAGAAGACUGCUUUAUUUAUUUCUAGGAAAACGGUACUGGGCAGUCAUUGUCACCUCCCCAUGUUUGGACAUUUUCUUUUGGCUCCAUUGGGAGCCUAGAGCCCAGUGGUUGACAUAAUUGACACACUGGGAAGCUGGGCAAGAAGUGGCCAGGGCCCGCCGGCAGAGGACAGACCUAUAGGGUCCCAGGAUGGGACCUAACGGCACAGCCUCUUCCUUUUGUCUGGACUCUCCCCCAUGCAAGAUCACUGUCAGCGUGGUCCUCACCGUCCUCAUCCUCAUCACCAUUGCUGGCAACGUGGUGGUCUGCCUGGCUGUGGGCCUGACCCGCCGGCUCCGCAGUCUGACCAACUGCUUCAUUGUGUCUUUGGCUAUCACCGAUCUGCUCCUCGGCCUCCUGGUGCUGCCCUUCUCGGCCUUCUACCAGCUAUCCUGCAAGUGGAGCUUCGGCAAGGUCUUCUGCAACAUCUAUACCAGCUUGGAUGUGAUGCUCUGCACGGCCUCCAUCCUCAACCUCUUCAUGAUCAGCCUCGACCGGUACUGCGCUGUCACGGACCCCCUGCGCUACCCCGUGCUGGUCACCCCAGUCCGGGUGGCUGUCUCCCUUGUCUUAAUUUGGGUCAUCUCCAUCACCCUGUCCUUCCUGUCUAUCCAUCUGGGGUGGAACAGUGGGAGUAAGAACAGCAGUUUCAAUCACACCAUCCCCAAGUGCAAAGUGCAGGUCAACUUGGUGUACGGCUUGGUGGAUGGGCUGGUCACCUUCUACCUACCGCUGCUGGUCAUGUGCAUCACCUACUACCGCAUCUUUAAGAUUGCCCGGGAUCAGGCCAAGAGGAUCCAUCACAUGGGCUCCUGGAAGGCGGCUACCAUUGGGGAGCACAAAGCCACAGUGACACUGGCUGCCGUGAUGGGAGCCUUCAUCAUCUGCUGGUUCCCCUACUUUACCGUGUUUGUUUACCGGGGGCUGGUAGGGGAUGAUGACAUCAAUGAGGCCAUUGAAGCCGUUGUUCUGUGGCUGGGCUAUGCCAACUCGGCCCUGAACCCUAUCCUGUACGCCACGCUGAACAGAGACUUCCGCACGGCAUACCAGCAGCUCUUCCGCUGUGGGCCUGCCAGCCACAGUGCCCAGGAGACUCCUCGGAGGGCUGGCAGCUCUCAGCUGGCCAGGAACCAAAGCCGAGAACCCAUGCGUCAGGAAGAGAAGCCCCUGAAGCUGCAGGUGUGGAGUGGGACCGAGGUCACAGCCCCGAGGGGAGCCUCAGACAGGAAGCCAGCGCUCUCCUGCACUGUGUGCUCCAGCAAACUUCUAAGCUGCUGCAAGAGUCUGUGGGGGCUUAGGUUCCUCCAGAGACACAUGAGAGGCCCCUCAGAGGAGCAACCAGGCGAGCCACUGUCCGAGGAGCCACUGAGGACACCACCCCAGGAAGCAGUGAGGACUCUGCCCUCCGAGGCUGUCUAGACCCGGCCCGGGACACAGAAGAUACUGCUUCUGGUCACCAAGGUUUGACUCCUGGAGCCAUUAAGGACCCAGAAGCCCCCAGAGCCACCGAAGAUGCACCCUAGCCUGAGUCUAGGGACUCCCGGAGCACACAGCGGGGUGCUGGGGUCCUCAGGUCUAGUGCGGAGCAGCCUGUUCUGUGCUCAGCAUCCCUAGCAGACGUUCAGAACUCUCCUGGGCCUGGGUCCGCUGAAUCCCAUGGGUUCAAAGCUCACGUUGGUGCUGGCCCUGAGUCAUGAGCAGAGAUGGCUGGACGUGGCAGAUGUGUGCACAGGUGCGUGUGUGGAUUUGUACACGCAGGAAUGUGCAGGCCCUCUGAGCACAGCAGAGGGUGUUGCCAUAGAGAGUUAGCCUCUCACUCUCUCACAGGUUCUGUAGGAUGAAGGGAAGGAAAGGCGAGGGAAGGGAAGGGAAAGACAGGAAGGAAAUUAGCCUUUCCUGAGCACCUGCCGUGUGCCAGGUACUUCAUCUGCAUGAGCUCACGUAAUCCUUAUAACAUGUGGUAAGAAUCACCAACCUGCUUCACAGAGGUAGAAACUGAGGCUUCAAGAAGACUGGGGCCCGCCCCAGGGCACUCAGCUAGCACGCGUACCUGGCUCCUAGGAGGCACUCGAAAAAUAGUUGUUGAGGGAAGGAAGGAACAGGAGCAUGGGCAAAGAGCCAGGCCUCAAGCCCACAUUCUUGACUUGACAUUGCACUGCUGCUCAGGAGAGAGAUCAAGGUGUUUGCUUGACUCAGCCUACCCUUCUCUUAGCGGGGCUCCGCUCCGGAGCCUGAGGGGUGCCUCCGUGCUGCAGUCCUGCCCCUCUCUGGUGCUUUUCAUCAACAAGAAGUGGUGCGGAGCAGCGCCAACGGCGG
Molecule: messenger RNA, 2748 nt
Organism: Callorhinus ursinus (northern fur seal)
Lineage: Eukaryota; Metazoa; Chordata; Mammalia; Carnivora; Otariidae
Gene: HRH2
Product: histamine receptor H2
Biological process (GO): chemical synaptic transmission; gastric acid secretion; G protein-coupled receptor signaling pathway, coupled to cyclic nucleotide second messenger
Cellular component (GO): dendrite; plasma membrane
Molecular function (GO): G protein-coupled serotonin receptor activity; neurotransmitter receptor activity; histamine receptor activity
Source: RefSeq, a predicted model, not a curated record